Molecule: messenger RNA, 1199 nt
Organism: Gorilla gorilla gorilla (western lowland gorilla)
Lineage: Eukaryota; Metazoa; Chordata; Mammalia; Primates; Hominidae
Product: sulfotransferase 1A2
Exons: 8
Coding region: 234-1121 (295 amino acids)
Molecular function (GO): sulfotransferase activity
Source: RefSeq, a predicted model, not a curated record
AGCUUGUCUCCAGCUGGCAAACUAAGGAGGGUAAUAGAGAAGCUCCCCCACCCCCAACCCUACCCCUUCCUUCCGGAAGCAAAUCUAAGUCCAGCCCCGGCUCCAGAUCCCUCCCACCCUGGACCUAAGAAACCCUCAGCACAGACAACACCCCUGCAUUCCCCACACAACACCCACACUCAGCCACUGCGGGCGAGGAGGGCACAAGGCCAGGUUCCCGAGAGCUCAGGAACAUGGAGCUGAUCCAGGACAUCUCUCGCCCGCCACUGGAGUACGUGAAGGGGGUCCCGCUCAUCAAGUACUUUGCAGAGGCACUGGGGCCCCUGCAGAGCUUCCAGGCCCGGCCCGAUGACCUGCUCAUCAGCACCUACCCCAAGUCCGGCACCACCUGGGUGAGCCAGAUUCUGGACAUGAUCUACCAGGGCGGUGACCUGGAGAAGUGUCACCGAGUUCCCAUCUUCAUGCGGGUGCCCUUCCUUGAGUUCAAAGUCCCAGGGAUUCCCUCAGGGAUGGAGACUCUGAAAGACACAGCAGCACCACGACUCCUGAAGACACACCUGCCCCUGGCUCUGCUCCCCCAGACUCUGUUGGAUCAGAAGGUCAAGGUGGUCUAUGUUGCCCGCAACGCAAAGGAUGUGGUGGUUUCCUACUACCACUUCUACCACAUGGCCAAAGUGUACCCUCACCCUGGGACCUGGGAAAGCUUCCUGGAGAAGUUCAUGGCUGGAGAAGUGUCCUAUGGGUCCUGGUACCAGCACGUGCAGGAGUGGUGGGAGCUGAGCCGCACCCACCCUGUUCUCUACCUCUUCUAUGAAGACAUGAAGGAGAACCCCAAAAGGGAGAUCCAAAAGAUCCUGGAGUUUGUGGGGCGCUCCCUGCCAGAGGAGACUGUGGACCUCAUGGUUGAGCACACGUCGUUCAAGGAGAUGAAGAAGAACCCUAUGACCAACUACACCACCGUCCCCAGGGAGUUCAUGGACCACAGCAUCUCCCCCUUCAUGAGGAAAGGCAUGGCUGGGGACUGGAAGACCACCUUCACCGUGGCGCAGAAUGAGCGCUUCGAUGCGGACUAUGCGGAGAAGAUGGCAGGCUGCAGCCUCAGCUUCCGCUCUGAGCUGUGAGAGGGGUUCCUGGAGUCACUGCAGAGGGAGUGUGCGAAUCAAGCCUGAUCAAGAGGCUCCAGAAUAAAGUAUGAUUUG